AUCGGAAGUAAAAUGGCGGCCGUCAUGAAGGCGGAAGAAAACAAUAACCACAUCAAGGUGUUCCUGCCUAACAAGCUGAUGGACUGCUUACCGAAGUGUGCAGCCCUCCCUAAAGAGAGACAGCGAUGGAACACAAACGAGGAGAUAGCGUCUUACUUGACAGCAUUUGAGAAACACGACGAGUGGCUUUCUGGUGUCCCACGGACCAGGCCCGUGAAUGGCUCCAUCCUCCUUUACAAUCGCAAGAAAGUCAAAUACCGUAAGGAUGGUUACUGCUGGAAAAAACGGAAGGAUGGGAAAACCACCCGAGAGGACCACAUGAAGUUAAAGGUUCAAGGGAUGGAGUGUCUGUACGGCUGCUAUGUACACUCUUCCAUCAUUCCAACCUUCCACCGACGGUGUUACUGGCUCCUGCAGAAUCCUGAUAUUGUGUUAGUUCACUACCUGAACGUGCCUGUCCCCGAAGACUCUGGUAAAACGUGUGGACCCUACCGCAGCCUGUGCUCGGUGAACAGCGACAGGAAGGAGUGGCUCAAAUGGACAAAGGAGGAACUCAUUUGUCAGCUGAAGCCAAUGUUCCAUUGCAUUAAGUGGAUGUGUAGCAACAGUCACGGAGUGACUGAGUUCUCGGUCGAGCAGCUGGUACACCAGGUUUUGGAAAGUCACCAAAUCCGACCGCCGCCUCGCACGCACAGCUGUCUGUGUAACAGUGGCCUGGUGGGGACUCUUCCUCAUAAAUGUACCAGCACCAAGCACCGGAUCAUCUCCCCAAAGGUGGACAGUCGCCUGACCAGUUACUCGGCGUUAACCGAAGUGCAGAACCUCUCGGCGGUGGAGAACAAAGUCGACCCGGAGGAGAGUAAAGCCGACGGUCAGGACCAGAAGGUUGGGAAGUUUUCCAAAACCGUGCCGCAGGUCAACGGCACCAAUGAGGUGGCACUGUCCAAGUCGUUGGGGCAGGGGGAGUGUACCCUGGACCCUCCAGCCUCUCGGACCAACGGCUACUGUCAGAGGGAGCUGAGCUCAGUCGGCGUUGCCAGUAGUGUGCCGAACCUCACCGUUGCCACGGUAACUUGUAGCAUCCCGCAGAACGCCGUCAUCUUAAUGACCGGGGUGGGUGAUAAGCCAGUACCACUCACUCCCAGUCAGCACCUGGUGGCUCCCAGCUCCAGUAGCCCUGGCCUGCCGCUGAGUAGUCACAGCCUGACCCUCGCUCCCGUAGCCGGCAGCAUCGGUUUGUCGUUGGUUCCGAGCACAGCGGCCAGUCUCGUCCUAUCCCGGACUGUCGAGGGCAGAAUGGACACAUCAGAGACUCUCAGCUCCCCCAGCAACACUGCCUUCAACCCUGACUCAUUUCUGAAUAGCCCCAAACAGGGACAGACGUACGGAGGAGGGCGGGGUGGCCAGGAGGUGAACACCACUCCCAGCUCCUCCUUUGGCACUGUCCCAGCCGGCAGUAUUCCUGAAUCCCGAUUUCCCGGCAAUGACCUGAAGGAGGAGCCGGAUUUCCAGAGGGAUAGUCUGGAGGGUGUCACAGUGGGGGGACUGGAUUUCACAACAACGCCCCCCUCCUCCUCAUCCUCCUCCUCCGACGUCUCGGUCUUCCCUCAGAAUCCUGGUCUGGUUCCGGUCACUCGGACAUUCCCGGUGAUCACCGAUACUAACCUGGUCACGUCCAGCCCCGGCCCACCCGCUGUGACCGAGAAUAUGGACUGCAGUAACGUGGACUCCCGUAAAAACUACAGUGGCAUCUUCUGUAGCCCCCACCCCCCAGACAGCAACUCCCUCCCCCCGCCCCAAAACCCCUUCUUCGUCCCGAAGGAGACAGGGCUCGGGGGUGUCCCAGUGCUGUCUCCCACCGUCUCCGGGGGUCUGAAGGUGGAAUCAGCCUCCCUAUUCCCACCGGAAGGCGGUGACAGUGUGGAGGAGGACCUGCCGAUGACGGACAUCCCCGAGCCUGAGGUCUCCAUGGAUACGACGUCGCAGACGAGUCCCGAGAUGGCGCGGAUGGAGAGGGGGGUGGGCACGGAGCAGUCAGUAAAACCGGAGGCUCCGUUUGGGGUUGGCAUGACGACGGAGGAUGGAGCUGCAGCCUCCCUGGAGUUACAGUGUGGUCCCGUCACUGACCUGUACACCAUCAUCCAGAACGACCUCUCGUCUUCCUCAGUGUCCCCAUCCAACAUCGACCUCAACAUGGACCACUUUGAGAUCUCCUUCGAUAGCCAGUUCCCCGACCUGAUGGCCGAUAUCAUGACGGACGGAGGCAGCAACAGCAGCAGCGUGGGGCCCAGUGCCGGCUUUGCACGGUACACCGCUAACCCAGCCCCUGUCCCUCCCACUGACCACCCGGCCCACACCGUCUCUGCCCAGCUUCCAGACCAGUCUCUUCAGAUCAGCUCCUUCCCUCAGCAGCAGCUGACACUGGCCACUGGCACAGACGUGCCAUUUCCGGAGGUGUCCAGAACUCCAGCGGACCCAACACAAACUUCAGCCAGUGGCCCAGCCGAGCACAGGCAACCCGUAGCUAUCACUGACUUCUCACCCGAGUGGUCCUACCCUGAGGGUGGUGUGAAAGUCCUGAUCACUGGGUCAUGGAGCGAUGGCAGUGAGCAGUACUUAUGUGUGUUUGACCAGAUCACGGUCCCAGCUUCACUCAUUCAGUCGGGUGUCCUGCGUUGUUACUGUCCAGCUCAUGGAGCCGGUCUGGUCAGGCUACACGUGGCCUGUGAGAACAAGCUAGUUUCCAACUCCGUGCUGUUCGAAUACCGAGCCCGGAACUCCAUGGCAAUGCCCAGCUCCCAGAUCGACUGGCUCUCAUUGGAUGAUAAUCAGUUCCGGAUGUCAAUCCUGGAACGACUGGAACAGAUGGAGAAACGGAUGGCAGAGAUGACUGGUUCAUCCUCCAACAAGCAGCAGCCGAUGGGCUCAGGGGACAAGAUGCAGAUCCAGGCAUCGUCUGACUCUUUUGAGGAAAGAAUUAUCGCCGUCUGUGAGGCGAUGAUGUCCCGAUCCUCCUGGCUACGCUCGGAACGGCUCCUCCACGGAAUCAGUUUCCGGGGAAUGACCCUGUUACAUCUCGCGGCAGCUCAGGGAUACGGCCAACUCAUCGCGACUCUCAUCAAAUGGAGAGGGGUAAGUGCCGAGAGUUUGGAUUUGGAGCAAGAGGUGGAUCCCCUGAACGUGGAUCAUUUCUCGUGCACCCCUCUGAUGUGGGCGUGUGCCCUGGGUCAUCUCGAAGCUGCUGUUACCCUUUAUGCCUGGAACAGCCGAGCCCUCGGAAUCCCGGACUCGCUGGGCCGUCUGCCCUUGCAGGUAGCACGUUCCCGUGGCCAUGUGAGAUUGGCCAUGCGUCUGGAGGAACUGCAGAGACAGGAGACUCCGAUCCAGGACUCCCUCCUGAACACCAGGCUACAGGACCACAUCGAUGGGACAGGCACCAGCUGGCAGCGGUGGGCAGGCAGCUGCAGUGAAACUGGCAAAGCCUCUUCGCCCUCAUCGAUGAGCCCAGACACAGGUCUGAGCGCUGUCAGCAGUAACUCAUCUCCCUCCUCAGUGUCCGAGGGGUCAGGAACCUUCUCAGUGAGCUCUGCCUACUUCAGUGGCUCCGUUCCCAGAGAGACACCCGUCACCAGCCCCGAACUGUGUCCCGGCGUUGAGCGAGACGUAGCCAUGGAGGUCUGUGAACGGCAGGAAGUCACCAACAGCGCAGCACGCCCCGCGCAGGGUCAGGAGCGGGCUGCUCUCAGCUGCACUGGGAACUCUGAAAGCCAGCAGAAACCGAGUCACGGGUGGAACCUGCAGGAGGAAGGUGAACUUCGGAGAAGCCGGAAUGGCAGCUCAGCUCUGCACUGCGGCACAGCCAGCCCCCACUUCUUCCUCCACCAUGAGGCCACGCUCCUGACAAACAGCAGCAGGCAAUACUCGAUAGCAGCAGCAAGAGACUCCAUGGAGACUGAGCUGCUUCGUUUCACUGAGAAUGUGGAGAAUGAAGACUUCCUGCCUCCCGUCGAUGUUUUACAGGUCGAUAUGAUAACUUUGGCGGAGCAGAUUAUCGAUGCCACUCCGGAGCGAAUCAAGCAGGAGGAUUUUAACAGCAUUCAGGCGGCUCUGAGAGAGCAUCAGGAAAACACAGCCAUCAGUGACACCAUGACCUGGUUGGCGAGCUACUUGGAAAAUGUCGACCAACUUCCCAACUUCUCCCAGCACAGGUCUGUGUGUAGUCAGCCACUGACCCCCCCGUCCAACCCCUGCCUGAGCCCGGUCAGCUCUCCGCUCAGUGACAUCACCUUGGAGAAGGUCGACACACCAGCCAACAGCGAUUGGUCAGAUUUCCUCAAUGCCUCAGCCAAUGGGAAGAUGGAGAGAGAGUUUGCAUUGCUGACCCUGUCAGACCAUGAGCAGCGAGAGCUGUACGAGGCAGCUCGGAUCAUCCAGACUGCGUUCCGCAAGUACACGGGCCGGAGACUGAAGGAGCAGCAGGAAAUCGCUGCAGCUGUUAUCCAGCGUUGCUACAGGAAGUACAAGCAGGUACAGAACCCCGUCCCAUCGAAUCGAACCACGUGUCAGAGACAAGCGCUGGUUCGAGUUAAACCCCAGGACCCACUCAGUCAGACCACCCCUCUGCUGAUGGCAGCAUCUGGGAUAACUCUGUAG
Messenger RNA from Hemiscyllium ocellatum (epaulette shark), 4653 nucleotides. Its product is annotated as calmodulin-binding transcription activator 2-like. The transcript has 18 exons. The coding region runs from base 13 to 4653 and encodes 1546 amino acids. Gene Ontology annotation, cellular component: nucleus. Lineage: Eukaryota; Metazoa; Chordata; Chondrichthyes; Orectolobiformes; Hemiscylliidae. Gene Ontology annotation, biological process: regulation of transcription by RNA polymerase II. The record is from RefSeq and is a predicted model, not a curated record. Gene Ontology annotation, molecular function: double-stranded DNA binding; transcription coregulator activity.